AUGGGAGGCGGGCCACCCCAUACAGACGUCGUGCGCUCGUCUUGUUUUGUGACGUUUCCAGAGCAAGUACAUGCUGAACCAGUGCCUGUCGAUGCGUGGUAUUUGUUUGCAGCUGGAUUGACAUUCUUACGUCGUUUAUCACGUGACCGUGUGGGUGAUAGUAUGCAUAUUGCGCUACUGCUUCAAGUCGUCGACGAUGAAACUACAGAACGACGUUAUGUAUCUGUAGGUUCGAAUACAGUAUUGCAAUGUGCACUUCAAGAGACGUUUGAUUAUCCGGAUAAAGCAUUGAUAUUGCAUGUGAUUGAUGUGGGAAAAGUGCGUGGUCAGAAACGAAUUCAUGUCCGACCAGAAGUAAACCCGAAUGUGUCUCCAGAACCAGUAGAGCCCAUGGGAUUAGUGUUUCCAAUACUAUCAGUUGAUGGUGUAAGUAAUGCUGUUGAGGUUCCAAUAGCUCAGAUGCCAAGUGGAAGUUUGUAUAAUCAAAUGAGCCAGUCGAUGUUUAAUUACCGGAAGGAUGACGGUGCACGAUGGAAUGGUGAAAAGUCUGGGAAGUUUUAUGAAUUGGAUCAGAGUUUGAGUCAGAGCGCAUUUUUUGUGGAGGAGAGGGACUAUACACGAAGAGAGAAGCAAGAAGAGCAGCAGCACGAGACGUUGGGUGAAAGAAAACAGAAAGCUGGUGUUCCGAUAGCGGUUGAAGCUGUCGGCAACUUACUUCCACCAGCCAAGCAAAUGCAAAUGGAGAGCGACUGUGUGGAACAAGAAAAUGAGAGCACUAUUCCUGUGGCAACAGUUGUAGAGGUCGACUCAGCGCACGUUCCGUGUGAUUACGUGAUGCUAGAGCUGCAGACGGGUGCAGGACUGCCAGAAACCCCUGCUAACGCUAGCUCAACGUACUUUAUUUCAUCUCGAUGGGCAGAGCAGGCGGAUGAAAUGAGUGCGUCCAUGAGAUUGGAACAAUUGCCACCACCACGCACUAGUUUGGUUCGUGCAACACCUCGCGGUAGCAAUGUACCCGCUUUUCCAAAUCUCGAGGACUCGUUUGUGAUCCUUGAGCGCCAGGAGUUGUAA
This is a messenger RNA of Peronospora belbahrii, 1071 nucleotides long. The record is from the annotation of a GenBank genome assembly. Lineage: Eukaryota; Oomycota; Peronosporomycetes; Peronosporales; Peronosporaceae.